Spodoptera littoralis (African cotton leafworm) is the source of this 1455-nucleotide messenger RNA. The record is from the annotation of a GenBank genome assembly. Lineage: Eukaryota; Metazoa; Arthropoda; Insecta; Lepidoptera; Noctuidae.
AUGGAUGGUGACAGAGUAUCUAUGAGAGGAUUUUUGGUCCAGGGUACGGCUACUUUGGCAAUAUCGUACCUCACAACGCUAACCGGCUUGGUCUUCUCCUGGCCCUCCUACAAUGUGGCCAACUUUAUGUCCAAUGACACCGUGCUAUCAGCUCCUAUGUCUUCCGUGGACGUGUCACUGCUGGGCAGCCUGACCAAUGUAGGAGCCAUGGUUGCUACACCAUUCUCCGGGUACAUUGUGAACAGGCUUGGACGGAAGUAUAGUGCUAUGCUAUUUGGAUUACCUUUUGUGCUCUCAUGGACAAUCAUAUCGUUAUCCACAUCGAUACCAAUGCUGCUUCUAGCGAUGACAUUAGCUGGUUUAGGAACAGCAGGACAAACAGUAUCUUCAAUAUACAUAUCAGAAAUAUCACAGGAUUCCAUUCGGGGAGCCUUGAUGUCUACCGUGGUAUCUUCAUAUUUUAUGGGAGUGCUGAUAUCGUAUAUAUUCGGAGGAUACUUGGAUUAUAAUCUGAUAGUAUACCUUUUUUUGUCCAUGUCAGUUCUGUAUAUACUGAUGGUGGCUGUUUUGAAGGAGUCUCCUGUGUUUCUGAUGCAGAGGGGGAAAGAGAAGGAAGCCGCAGAGUCUAUAGCAUUCUAUCGUCAAGUGAAAUCGACAUCCAAAGAAGUAGAAGUUGAAAUAUCUAAAAUUAAACUUCUACUAGACCCGAGACUGGAGAAGAUAUUAGAAGGAGACGCAGAUCCAGCGAUUACGAAAGAGCUGAUUAACUCCACGCCGCCGGUGCAAAAGUUGUCAGAAUGGCAGUUCUUGAAACAAUCACAAACUUCAAUCCGAGCACUAAUGACAAGUCUAGCAUGUAUGGCAACAAUGAUAUUGAUGGGGAACAUUGCGUUUCAAGUAUACGCAGAGACAUUGUUCAGGGAAGCAGUGCCGUCAAUGGACUCCAACCAAUGUUCUAUCUUCUUAGCGAUAGAUCUGUUGCUAGCGAGCGUACUGUGCACGUUUGCUAUUGAUAAAUUUGGGAGGAAGCCCUUGAUGAUCAGUACAUCAGUGCUCGCCAGUGUCUGCACAAUGCUGCUCGGUACGCAAAUCCAAUGGCACUGGGCUCCGCACUGGUUCACUGCUCUCAUCAUCUACGUGUACAGCUUCAUCUUCAACUUUGGAGUCGCUGUUAUUCCAUUUGUGUUAAGUGCUGAGCUGUUCUUGCCUGAAGUACGAGGACUAUGUGGCGGCAUCGUGAUGACUUGUGGCUGGGCCAUGAACUUCGUCACUGUCCUCAUCUUCACUCCAGUUGUUGAAGAAGUCGGGUUCGCUCCUCUAUUCUACGCUUUCUCCGUAGUAGGAUUUGUUGGGGCUGCCUACUGUGUCUUCUAUCUUCCUGAGACCAAAGGACUGUCAAUAGAUGCCAUCCAAGCUUUAUUUGUUAAGAAAACUAAGAGGAAAAUUGAUGCUUGA